Molecule: messenger RNA, 2394 nt
Organism: Hemisphaericaspora subhashii
Lineage: Eukaryota; Fungi; Ascomycota; Pichiomycetes; Serinales; Debaryomycetaceae
Gene: PPS1
Product: Pps1p
Exons: 1
Coding region: 1-2394 (797 amino acids)
Biological process (GO): nuclear DNA replication; protein dephosphorylation
Molecular function (GO): protein tyrosine/serine/threonine phosphatase activity
Source: RefSeq, a predicted model, not a curated record
AUGUUUUCCUGCCAAACGCAACAGAAUCCUUCGAGUCAUUUGCGACAUCCCAGUUCACAUAUUUUUAAGGACGACAUAAUCAUCCCCAGAUCUUGCUUAUCAGCUUAUCCCACAUUAUCACAACCAUAUAUAAAUACUACCUUGACUAGUCCCAAGGAUGAUGUCAUCGUUUCCUCGAGUUCAACCAUUUCAAAACCUUCUGUCGUGACUUCAGAAUAUGUUAAGGACAUUCCUUCCCCAAAUAUAGGUUCUGACCAAGAAUUAUACCCCGUAAAAUUGUCCACGACGCGUUCUUCUGAUAAUUUUCCUUGUGAAGCAGGGGAUUGUGGUUGGGCACCAGAAGAAGAAUUUAAUAGUUAUAACCAAAAAUGGUUUGAGACGUUCAAUCUAAAAUUAAACCAUAAAAAUACCAACCUUUUCAUUAUAGAUACUAUGGAACAUUUGGAAGAGUUAUUGUAUUAUUAUUAUCAUUUACAAAAUGAAUUUAAUUUUGGGUAUUCUUCUCAGGUGUUUCCUUAUCUUCUCGGACUAGACAAUUUCCAACAGUGCAACUACUUUAUCGAUUAUUCUGAUGUCGCGUCUUAUAAAGAAAAGCUACGGAAGAUUGUCUCGAAUAAUAUUAUGUUCAUAAAGAAUGAUGGUAUUACUGAUGUCCCUGAGUUGUUGAAUACUGUCAAUAUGGAGAGAUUUUUGUCCUUCACUCGAGGGAAGUGUGACAAACUAGAUUUUAAUAUAACACCCCAAUUUGAAGGUGAAUUAAAUUGCAGAAACUUUAGAGACCAGAUACGACUUAUGGCACCCUUAUCCCAUUUUUUCGUAUAUAAUUAUUCUUGCAAACCAAAUGCAGACCUAACUGAUAUACUUGAAAAGAUUGUAUCCAAAGAUAAAUUCAUCUACUCAAUAGAGAUCAAUGACAAUUGGUGGGGCAAAUUGGACAAAUACUAUUUUGACGACGAUGGAGAUGAAGAGCAAAUAUACGACAACCCCUUAAUCGAUGAGAUACUAGGAGACGCUGCUCCAGCAUAUUCUCCAAAUCGUGAUUCCUUUCCCUGCAAAUUUCUCCAAUAUGAACAAAAUUUAGUAUGGAGAUUGAAUUCAAGAAAAUGGAUAUUGGAUAAUAAGAUAUGUAUAGGAAAUAUCCACGACUUCAAUAAUAUACCCACCACCUCACAUGAAUUUAAAUUGAUAAUUAACUGCCUGUUGGAUGCAGACCUUCCAAGUGUCAAAACAGUCAGCACUAUUUGGAAUGAUUUUUUGUUGGAGAAUAAUGAGAACACUUACUAUUUGGAAUUCCCAAGCUCAGGAAGAUUCAAUCCUCUAUUCUUAUCAGAUGAAUCUGUGAUGGUUAUUUUGAAUGUAUUAAAAUUGAUAGAAAAGAUUAGUAGACUGCAUAAAGUAUUUAUCUUUUCUUAUGAUGGGUUCACUGGAUCUUCGGUGUUGGCAAUUGCAGUAGCACAAGUGGUACUUAAAAAAUCUUUGGAAGAAGCAGUUAUAGAACUUUCAUUAUCCCCAGCCAAGCUAUAUUUCUUCAAGUCCGACAUGUCUUUCCUCCAUUACUUUGAAUUCUUGAUUGAUUAUUUGGUGCGGUAUUCCAUACCCGAGUUUUCUACGAUAAUUCCUCAGGAAGCAUUGGACUUUAUGGAAGCAAACAAACAGUACUUAAGAAAGACUAACAAAUAUGAUUGGUUUUCCGUUAAUGAAGAUAACAAUUUCCCAACUAGGGUAUUUGAUAAUGUUUACCUUGGGUCCCAUAAUCAUGCAAGUUCAAAAACCAUUCUUGAAACUUUGAAUAUCACUCAUGUAAUAUCAAUAGGUGUACUUCCAGAUUGGUGGCUGUCACUUGAAAAACAAGCUAGUUUUGACUAUGAAGGAUCCCAUUCCAAACAUAAGAUCAAACCAAUAUAUACCUUUAAUGAAAAUAGAUCCAAGAUAUAUGAGGUAGAUUUAAGUGGAUUCAAACUACCAAAACGUAUUUCCAAACUCAAAUCAUUAAUCUAUAUUCAUAAUUUCAACGACGACGGUAAGGAUUCAAUCUUACCUCUACUAAUUGAUGCCCCUGUUUUCAUCCAGGAAAAAAUCCUACUUGGACCCAAUAAAAACAAUUAUCAAUCCCAAGCAAGAACAUUAAUCCAUUGCAAGAUUGGUGUGUCUAGAUCGGCUUCUAUCAUGAUUGCAAGUCUAAUGAAACAAUUCCGACUUUCGUUGAUUCAAGCAUAUAUGGCCCUAAGAGUAUUAAGAUUUAAUAUUAUCGUACAACCAAAUUUGAAAUUAUUUCAUGAUUUAUAUCUUUAUGAAUCGUAUCUAGGAGUCUUGGAACAGAAUAAAGGAAUCAAAAAGUGGAAUUGGGAAUGUGUUUGUCGUGAAGUGCAAUAUUUGAAUGAUCAUUAUUUAUAA